This is a messenger RNA of Brachypodium distachyon (stiff brome), 868 nucleotides long. Its product is annotated as DNA polymerase delta subunit 4. Gene Ontology annotation, cellular component: delta DNA polymerase complex. Gene Ontology annotation, molecular function: DNA-directed DNA polymerase activity. NCBI's taxonomy places the organism in Eukaryota, Viridiplantae, Streptophyta, Magnoliopsida, Poales, Poaceae. The coding region runs from base 141 to 509 and encodes 122 amino acids. Gene Ontology annotation, biological process: DNA synthesis involved in DNA repair; DNA-templated DNA replication. The record is from RefSeq and is a predicted model, not a curated record. The transcript is spliced from 2 exons.
CCGCAGCAGCAGCAGCAGCACCACCACCAUAUAAACCCCAACCCCCCCAACCCAUUCCUCUCCUCCCCCAAUCCUCCACCGCAGCCCAUCUCCGCCUCCCCAGUGUCAGAGAGAUCAUCAAAGCCACCGGUGAGAGCGCCAUGAGGAGCAGCGACGGCGACGUCAAGUCCUUCUUCCGGCAGCAGAAGGCCCACUCCGGCGCGGCGGCGGCCAUCAAGCCCACCGGCGGCGUCUCCAAGAAGGCGGCGGGCAACCACCAGAAGACACCGGCUGCGGCUCUUCUCCAUCUGACCCCAGAUCACUGCGACGUCGCUGACGCGAGGAAGGAGGCGGAGGAGGAGCGCCGGGAGAGGGCGGCCUGCGAGUUCGACAUGGACAUGCGCUACGGGCCCUGCCUCGGCCUCACCCGCGCCCAGCGCUGGCGCCGCGCCGCAGCGCUCGGCCUCGCCCCGCCGCCGGCCGCGCUCUGCCCCGACGACCAGCCCUGCCUCUGGGAGGGCCGCGUCUAGACUCCAGAGGGCGUCCGUCGCCGGUCAUCCCGUCUGCUGCUUCCUCUUCCCCACCUGCCUACCACUCCUCGUGGUACCACUACUACUGUUUGCUGCUCGUACCAGUCCGGCACCACAUCUGUAGUUUCCUGAUUUCUUCGGUCCUCUGUUCGUUUGGAUCGAUGCUUCUGCGUGUGUGCGUGAGACGGUGUCGUGUGAUCCGAUCGGAUGCUAUAUUAAUCUCAGUUUAGUCUUAUGACUUGCCCUUGGCUGCGUGUGUUUGCCAUCAGAAUCUUCAGCUAUGUUUAUCUGCUGCAGAGAAAAACUGCAUUACAGUGUCUGUCCAAUCUUUACAGUUGAGACACCAUCUCAAUCUGAAA